GAUUUUUGAAAUGUUUUAAAACGCAUAACAACGAAACAUUUCUUCCUUGGUGUCGGGUUUUGUUUCCGUCGUUGUCACACCCGAAACACAUUUGUCUGAUGCCUGUUGCUGCGCCGAAGUUGCUGCUCAACGUAUCGAUCUGUUUGCAAAAGUUGAACUGAUGCCCGGUUACCCCGUCCGUAGACUUUCUCCAGUUGGGUGUUGUGCUAUUUUAUGUACAUCUCUUCUUAAUCCAAUCUCAUCUCAUCUCUCAAGAACAUUUAUUUAUAAUCGUCUUAAAAAUAUUGUGUGGUGUGUGUGGUGCUGAAAUUAAAAAUUUCUCGUAAUCAUGAACGAGAACGACGGAGUCCGUUUCGGCAUCGACACGGACUCCCUCAUCAACCUUAUCAAGUCAGGGGUCACCUCUCCAGCAGAAGUUGGCGAAAUAUGUUCAAAAUUGCACACCUCGACGGAAGGUCUGCCCUCAUUUCCUGCCCAUUUAAACCUCCGACAAGCAUCAUUUGGUCGGAAUGAUCUCAUUACGUCGCCACCUCCACAUUUUCUCAGCUACUCGGCCUUCCUUUACAAUUCUUAUUCUCAGCUACAAUUCACCUUCAUUAGAAACAUUUUACUUAUCAUCAUCUUUCUGUCCUUGGCGCACUUCGCUCUCAUUUUGGUGAUUAAGGAUGAAGCGGACGAGUUUUGGUUUUUGGGAUUUUUCGACUUCUUAGAAGUUCUGUUGCUUCUCGUGAUUCCGAUUUGGUUGGAUGCCAGUCGAGACUAUAAAAGACAGAAUGGUAUCUCGGAGACGUUCCAACGCUUGGGGGCGAGUGGGGCAAAUUGCGAGGUGAUGCGAAAUGGACAAUUUCAGACGCUCAAAUUUAAGGAUAUCGUGGUCGGGGAUGUAAUAGAGCUUAAAGAAGGCGACGUGGUCCCUGCGGACGGACUUUUGCUGGAGAACAAUACUGAGAUUGUGUUCUAUCGGGGGAAAUUAGUCACGAAAAAUAUAGGACUUUGUUGUACAAUGGGGUCCGUCAUUUCCAAAGGGGAAGGUAUCAUGGUCGCGACAUGUGUAGGACCAAAUGCUCAAUUAAGUUUACUAGCGAAUGAACCACCACAGCCAAAAGAAGUCGUUUGGGCUCCACUACUACUACGACUUGCCGUAUUCCUCGGAGUUCUCACGACAUCCUUCAUGAUCACCCGUUUCUCCAUUAACACUUAUUUGAUAAACCAGUCUCAAUUUUAUGCGAAGCACUUGCAGUUCUUUUCCUCAUGUGUGGGGCAUGGAUUUUCAAAUUUUAUCGCCGUAAUUCCUCUAACCCUUCCAUUCGUGAGUGUGUGGACAUUUCAUCACAAUCCUGACAAGACCAAGGCACGCGUCGCGAUUUCAAAAUUUCUACAGUUCAGAGUAACCAUCAAUAUCGUUCUGGUUCUGCUCGACAUUGUGCAAAUGCAUUUCGAAUCAUCAACUAGUCUGUCUAAGAACGUGCAAAAAGCAUGGAUUCAUUUACUCUCCAAUUUGCUCGGGAUUGCAAUAUUUCCUUCCGAUGUGACAAAAGAGGUUAUCAAAGACGGAAAUGUCAUGCCGUCACAAACCGUGAAAAAUAUAUUUGGACAGAUUUUUUUCCAAUUUUCGAUAGUAGUAGUGCUCAAAUUUUACAGCGAAGGUCUGAUCGAUAUUCCAUUGGAACCAUUCAACGAACCCAACACCCACAGCACCUUGAUUUUCAAUACACUCGUUUUUAUGACGCUUUUUCAUGUAAUAUGUGUCAGGGGAUCUCGAGGGUCGGGAAGGAAUUUUUUCUCAGGGAUUCUUCGCCAUAAAAAAUUCUGUUUUCUUUGGAUUCUCAUAACUAUUAUCCAGAUUUGCAUUGUCCAACUGGGUGGACUUACCUUUUUCACGUACCCGUUAAGAAUUUCUGAGUGGCUUUACACCUUAUGUUUAGCUCUAGGAGUAUUUUUAUGGAUGCAGGUGCUAUUUUGUGUGUGCUGCUGUACAAGUACUGCCGACCAAUCGUCAAGGGCUGUCGAUUAUGUGCCUGACGAAUCCAGCGUUUGAAGAAAGGAGUGAUUUUUACUUAACAUUUUUUACCUGAUUAUUACGAAUAAAUUCCUGGCUAAUUUUCGUCACCCUGUUUUCAAACGAGAUGAAUGACCUUCAUGUUUAUGUUUUUUUACUAUACGUAAAUUCAUAAGUGAGAAACAUGUCAAAAAUUAUUGUACUAAUAAUUAAAACGAUUUUCCAGAAAAUUACUACAACUAACUUAUAAUUUUUCCAUAUGCAUAUCAUUAAGCAUUAUAUUAAUUUUUUAUUGUUUUUGAAGGAAUGUUAAGGAAAGAAAGGGGAAUAAAUCCAAACUAUACCCACAAUUUACAGCUAA
Molecule: messenger RNA, 2360 nt
Organism: Folsomia candida
Lineage: Eukaryota; Metazoa; Arthropoda; Collembola; Entomobryomorpha; Isotomidae
Product: plasma membrane calcium-transporting ATPase 1
Exons: 9
Coding region: 329-2038 (569 amino acids)
Cellular component (GO): intracellular membrane-bounded organelle
Molecular function (GO): P-type calcium transporter activity
Source: RefSeq, a predicted model, not a curated record